AUGGUUCAAUUGGAAAAUCUCCUAGACACACAACCAGAGUUAGCACAAAAUAGUGAGGCGGAGUUGCAUGGGAAGGUGAUGCAUUACAUCGGUGUUGGGAGAAGAAAAAAAUUUGGACAAGUGCACGGCAUGGGAUUGCUUCCGGUUCCUAAACAAGUUUAUGGUCGAAAAACACACCAUUUUAAGGACAUUAAUAUAGUUUCACUAGAUGGCUCAUCAUCUGAUGUAGAGGUUCACAUGUUGGAGGAAAUAAGGCAACUCAAAGAGCAUUCUAGAAUGCAAGACAAAGUUAUCAAAGAACUAAAAAACAAUCGGAGGCACAAUGAGAACCAAGAAGCAACAAUGAAUAAAGAAACAUGUGAGUUUGAAUUUAGUGAUGAUGACAAUGUACUUUUAUCCGGAGAAAAGGUGUAUAAAUACAAUUGCCUUUCUCUUCCGUUCGGUUUGAUUCUUGUCAAAGGAGUUCCAUACACAAGUAGAAUAAUACCAAAGAAACAAAAGGGACAUCACGGAGGGCUUGUAGAUACUAGAACCAUUGCACACCAGGAGGUGGCUCAUGACAAGGCUACAAGCUACAGGCGCCAAACACCUAAACGACUUUCUCUAAUGAAGGUUGGGUCCACAGUGCUACUAAUGACUUCGAAAUAUCCUAAUAAGGCUAAUGUGGCAUAUGCAACUCUCUUGAGCACUAAUCCAGAAGCCCUUGUUGGUGGAGUUAAGAUAGGAAGUCAAUUCUACAAAGUUCAAAUGAUUAAUGGUUGA
Messenger RNA from Miscanthus lutarioriparius, 762 nucleotides. Lineage: Eukaryota; Viridiplantae; Streptophyta; Magnoliopsida; Poales; Poaceae. The record is from the annotation of a GenBank genome assembly.